AUGGCGAAAACCUCUUCUCUUUCAUCGACAUCGAAGAAACCGCGGGAGAAAAAUGAGAAAACUGUUGAGAAGAAAGUACGAAUAGAAGAAAAGGAGAAAGAAAAGCCACAACAACAGCCACAGCAACAGGAGCAACAACAGCCACAACAGCAACAGCAACAGCCACAGCCACAGCCACAGCCACAGCCACAGCCACAGCAGCAGCAGAAGAAGAAGAAGAAGAAGAAGCAACGACGAGUUCAGCGAAAAGAAUCGUAUUCGGUCUAUAUCUACCGUGUUCUCAAACAGGUUCAUCCGGAUACCGGCAUUUCGUCGAAGGCAAUGUCAAUUAUGAAUUCUUUUGUCAACGAUGUCUUCGAGCGAAUUGCAGCUGAGGCAAGCCGUUUGGCACGUUACAGCAAGCGAUCGACAAUAUCAGCUCGUGAAAUCCAGACAUCUGUUCGUUUGAUUCUUCCCGGAGAAUUAGCGAAACAUGCUGUGUCUGAGGGUACGAAAGCUGUCACGAAAUACAUGAGUUCGCAAUAA
This is a messenger RNA of Cercopithifilaria johnstoni, 525 nucleotides long. The record is from the annotation of a GenBank genome assembly. NCBI's taxonomy places the organism in Eukaryota, Metazoa, Nematoda, Chromadorea, Rhabditida, Onchocercidae.